AUGGAGGAUAUGUCGGAGGUGCCCACAGUGGUGGAUACUGCCUCUAUUCUAAGGGUUGUAGCCCUACUACCGGAGGAUGCGGACCUGGAUGUAUCUUACCAGGUCCUUGCUGCGGUUUAUCGUGCUAAUCCCCAGAGUGGAGACACCCUAUCUGAUACCCUCAUAAUGAAGAACAAUAUGCAGAUUUUGACGUCUUUUUUUGUGUUCUCGCUACUAAUGUGUGUGGCUCUCUACAGUUUCCUAAUCGAAUUAAAAUAG
Molecule: messenger RNA, 258 nt
Organism: Arctia plantaginis
Lineage: Eukaryota; Metazoa; Arthropoda; Insecta; Lepidoptera; Erebidae
Source: the annotation of a GenBank genome assembly